CAUAUUACGCUCGUCAAGCAGUUGUAUCGCAACAAAAUCCAGUCAAAGUCAAACAGUUCGACGCUGUCGCCGUGAGCAGACGUUUUAACGCGACUACAGUUCCCGCCAAGUGUUGUUUUUGCAGUGUUCUAAACCGUUAACUACUAAAAGUGUCAGUUAGAUUUUGCAGAAGUUUCAUUGAGAAACUAGAAAAGGAAAUUGAUUACAUAAAAUACAAAAACAAAAGCAGCAGCGUAAACAAAAGUAUUAAGAAUGGCAUCCGUUUCGGAAAAUCUCAUGUCUCAAGUUGCCGAGGUACUACCAUCCGGCGGACGUAAAGUCACCAUUGUUGGCAUCGGUCAAGUUGGUAUGGCCUGCGCCUUCAGUAUACUCGCUCAAAAUGUCUCGAACGAAAUAUGCCUUGUCGAUGUGUGCAAGGAUAAGUUGCAAGGUGAAAUGAUGGAUCUGCAGCAUGGUUCGAAUUUCCUAAAGAAUCCCAAAAUUACCGCCAGCAUCGAAUAUGAGGCGACCGCUGGUUCACGUCUCUGCAUCGUAACGGCUGGUGUACGUCAAAAGGAGGGCGAAUCUCGCCUGUCGUUGGUGCAACGCAACACUGACAUUCUCAAGCAUAUCAUUCCAAAGUUGGUGCAAUACUCACCCGACACCAUACUGUUGAUGGUCUCAAAUCCGGUUGAUAUUAUGACUUAUGUCGCUUGGAAGCUAUCCGGUUUGCCAAAGAAUCGUGUCAUUGGCAGUGGCACCAAUUUGGAUUCGUCACGUUUCCGUUUCCUGAUGUCACAACGUUUGGGUGUGGCACCUACCUCUUGCCACGGUUGGAUUAUCGGUGAACAUGGUGAUAGUUCCGUGCCCGUAUGGUCGGGUGUGAAUAUUGCUGGCGUGCGCUUGCGUGAGUUGAAUCCCAAUAUUGGUACUACCGAGGAUCCCGAGAACUGGGAGGAAGUGCACAAGAAAGUGGUGGAUUCUGCUUAUGAAGUGAUCAAGCUAAAGGGUUACACCUCAUGGGCUAUUGGCUUGAGCUCGGCUGCAUUAGCUUCGGCUGUUUUGAACAAUACCAGCAAUAUUGUUGCUGUCUCAACUUCAGUGACGGGUCAACACGGCAUCGACAAGGAAGUGUUUUUGUCGCUGCCAUGCGUUUUGAAUGCCAACGGCAUCACCUCGAUCGUCAAGCAGAUUCUCACACCCGUCGAAGUGGAGCAAUUGCAGAAGUCUGCCAAUAUUAUGGACCAAGUCCAGGCUGGCAUUAAGUUUUAAGGCGUUACGAAAUUGAUGAGAGCAAAAUUUGGAUGUUGAAAAAAAGUAAAGGAAGCUAAAGAAAAGCAGGGAAAUGAAAGAAAAUAUUAUGUGAACAACUAGUAUAUCGAUAUACAUACAUAUAUAUAAAUUAAGUGUUUGUUUUUUUUUUUUUUGAAGAGAAGUAUUUAUUUAAUUAAUUUGAGUGUGCAAACCACAAAAAAACAACCCCUCGCCACACUAUUUUCAGUCAAAGUCAAGGUGUAUUUCUUUUAAACACACAAAACAUACAUGCAUAC
Molecule: messenger RNA, 1529 nt
Organism: Ceratitis capitata (Mediterranean fruit fly)
Lineage: Eukaryota; Metazoa; Arthropoda; Insecta; Diptera; Tephritidae
Product: L-lactate dehydrogenase
Exons: 3
Coding region: 253-1251 (332 amino acids)
Biological process (GO): carboxylic acid metabolic process
Cellular component (GO): cytoplasm
Molecular function (GO): L-lactate dehydrogenase (NAD+) activity
Source: RefSeq, a predicted model, not a curated record